Messenger RNA from Blepharisma stoltei, 486 nucleotides. The record is from the annotation of a GenBank genome assembly. Lineage: Eukaryota; Ciliophora; Heterotrichea; Heterotrichida; Blepharismidae.
AUGGAAACAAGCUUUAUUUAUCCCGAGAUGGCAACGCAAGCAGCAAGAGUCGAAACUUUCAACAAGAAUAGCUGGCCUCAUAAAAGAACCUCUAUGCUCCACCCAGUCAAGCUUGCUGAGGCAGGAUUUUUCUUUGAUCAAGCUCCUGAUGGGAAUGACCGAUGUGUGUGCUUUUCAUGCGGACUUUCUCUUGUAAACUGAGACCCAAACGACAAUCCUUUUCAAGACCAUUUAAAACACAUUGAAAACAACGAAGCCGGAGAUAAGUCUCACUGCACUUAUAUGGAACUAUUAAAGCAAUACAACCCUGGGAUCCUAGGAUUGAGCACUCAGAAAAAGCUUUACAUGUCGAUGGACGGACUUCCAGAAAUUGAAGAAAGAUAUGAUGCCCUUGAAAUCCGCGAAAACUUCAAUAAGAGACGAGAUUUUUUGAAAUCAAUCCUUGUAUCUACACUGUUAGAAGAAAGAUUCAGAAGAAAAGCUUAA